GCUUCCAUCUCGUGGUCUGCUGUAGACUAUACGCAAGGAACGAGCAAACGCGUUUGGAAUGAAAACAUGUUCCUUUCCCUUUCCAAAAUGUUCCAACAAUGGCAGUCUUAGCUCCAGCGCUGGACCUUUCGCAACUAUCACUCUUCUGUUAGCCUCGCUUCGGUCAAACAGUAAUCUCCUGUUCUAUACGGUUUACCAUUUGUUUCGGUAAAUAUAAAGACAUUUUACGCCACCAUCGAGCGCCAAUCCGAUGGCACUGAUGUCCAAUAAAAUGCCAUGGCAUACGGCCGUCUACCUGAUAGGAUUAUUCACUUCAAUGAACACCGUAAGCUGCUCGGGCCGUGGAGAACAACAAUUUCGUUCUCAAGUCCUUUGGCAUUCUUUGGUGGUACAAAAUACGACGACAGUGGAUGAACCUAAACACUUCGAUGCAAACAAAACUCCUUUUCAACCGAAUUACGACUAUGUCGCAGCCUAUCGAUUCUUUGCAAUCGAUUGAAACAGAGACAUUCCCGGAUGACUUGACUAGAUUUACAAUGGAUUUCACGACACCCGCAUCAAGCAAAUCAGUAGUAAAGACGGUUUUGCCAAAUAUGAAGACGGGAACAGACGCUUCGAGAAAGUCGCACAUUCUUUUCAACGCCUACACGGAGCAGUCUAUCGGGCGCAAUUCCAAUGUGACCUACACCAAAACAACGGCUACUGAUGGCCAUCACCCGGUGAACGGGACAAGCGGCAUUUACACAGCCAAGACGCCAGGAUUUUAUGGUUUUAUCUUUCACGCGUUAACCACCGACUCGAAAAAUGUGUUGCCCAUGGCUGAAUUGCAAGUGAACGGCGUCGCAGUAGCCACAGCUGCCGCGUUCAAUGGUGGCACUUAUAAGACUCUUACGUUGAUUGCUGGAGCGAAACUAAAACAGGACGAUUGCGUCUCGAUUUUCGUAGUCGGUGGGCCGUUAUUCGAGAACGUCAAUAAACAUAGCAAACAUCGUGCGUCGUUCGCGGGAACACUCAUGAUUUAGGCUUAUUGGCAAAUAGAAUAUCAUAUCAUGUUGGAACAGUCGUUGUAUUUUCCAUCAAACUGCUGACAAUAUAUAAUAGUUAAGAGA
Molecule: messenger RNA, 1109 nt
Organism: Daphnia magna
Lineage: Eukaryota; Metazoa; Arthropoda; Branchiopoda; Diplostraca; Daphniidae
Exons: 4
Coding region: 411-1022 (203 amino acids)
Molecular function (GO): protein binding
Source: RefSeq, a predicted model, not a curated record